CAGUGCUACAAAUCUUCAACUUUGAAAAGAGCGACGUUGGAAGCUAUCACGCAGCUCUCAAUUCAAAUGAAAUAUCAGCACCAGCUCAGCUCAGUUUGCAAAUACCACCUGCUAUAGAGAUUCGAGAAGGAUUCGAAGAUAAAGCUGUCUUGAAGGCUCACACCGAUCUCGACUUUCAAGUCUUCGUUACUGGAGAGCCAUCCCCAACCGUCAGCAUUCUACACAACCAUUCACAAAUAAAAGAUCGAGCUCUUGUAAAAGUAGACGACGACGUUACCAAAAUUCGCAUGAAAAAUUUGACCCUUGCUGAUUCUGGAUUUAUCGAAAUAUCUGCUGAGAAUGCUUGUGGAACAUCUCACAAAGACUUCGAACUUUGUGUUGUUGAUGUUCCAUCAGCACCUCUUGAGCUUUCCAGCAGUAAUACGACUUCAACCUCUACCAUGUUGACAUGGCUAGCUCCUAAAGACACCAAUGGCUCACCCAUAACGGGAUAUGCAAUCCAGCGCAGAACUCUGGACAAUCCGAGAUGGCGAACAGUUGGAAAAACGAACGAGACGACCCUUACAUUCGAAGCCAACGAGCUUUUCUCAAGUGAAGAUUAUGAAUUUAGAGUUAUCGCUGUCAAUAGCGUUGGAGAAGGACCGGCCAGCACACACAUCGAAAUCACAACGUUGAAUGAAGAUGAGGAACAGGAGGAAAAGAUUGAAAUUCCAACUGAGACGGCGCUUUUGGAAACUCCAUCCACACCAAUUGUUAGCGUGGACGACGGCAAAGCGGCUUUGAGUUGGGAUACUGUAGACGGAGCAUCGUUUUAUAAAAUCGAACGCUGUAAAGAAGGCGAAGACUGGCUUGAAAUUGCUAUAGUAACUAGAGCUGACUACGCGGACCGUUCAAUAAUGGACGAUGGUGUAUAUAGCUAUCGAAUUACGGCAAAAGGACUGAACUCGUCUUCAGAACCGAGUAGUAGCUCGACUCCGUUGGUCUUCGAGGGAAAGAAGGAUAAAGAUACUCCCACUCGAAAAACUGUAGAAGACAAACGUUCAAAAGAGUCAAAGAGUCAGCAAGAAGAUGUACUGACUAAAACUGAGGACAAAAUCGAGGAAAAGGCCGACCAGGAAAAAGAAGAAGCUGCUAGCAAACCUAUAAAAACGAGGCACGCCAGUCCUGUAGAUGCGAUUUUGGACACCAGACAGAGACUGAAAAAGCGAAAACCAGUAGAAGUUGAGCGUAGGGCUUCGAUUCAGCAGGAGAACACAGAUGCCAAACAGCAGGAGCAGUCAGAAAUUGCGCCAGCCAAGAAGGAUGAAGAGAAAGACGUUGUUAUCAGCGCUGCUGGUACAGCCGAAACGUCAAAACCCCCGAAAUCCGGCAAAGAAACUGAAGAAACUUUGGUAGCGGAUUCCACGAGAAAACGAGGUGCUCCUAUCCUCAAGCCUAUAUCCGACGUAGUGACCGUGAAAAUUGGCGAACUCGCUAAGUUAUCUGUCAACGUUGAAGGAUCCACUGAUAUUCAUUGUCUGUGGAAGAAGGAUGGCAAAACAAUAAUG
This is a messenger RNA of Cylicostephanus goldi, 1547 nucleotides long. The record is from the annotation of a GenBank genome assembly. Lineage: Eukaryota; Metazoa; Nematoda; Chromadorea; Rhabditida; Strongylidae.